AAGGGGACCCCGCCAGCCUCCAUGGCUCACUCGUCAGACCCGUCCCGCAGGGAGAAGACCCCCGCGACCCACGGGUCACACACAGCUACACGCAACCUCUUACGGAAGAAGGAGCAGCGGCGGCGUGGAAUCCGAUCCUCCUCACCGAUGGGCCGGGUCAUCCUCAUCAACUCUCCCGUGGAUGGCGGAGAUGACAGCGAGGACCUCCACACAAUCACAGUGGACAAAAGCGUGGAUGGGAAGCUGGGUUUCAGCGUGCGUGGCGGCUCCGAGCACGGCCUCAGCAUUUUUGUCAGCAAGGUGGAAGACAACAGCACGGCAGAGGACGCUGGCCUGCUUGUAGGAGAUAAGCUGGUGGAGGUGAAUGGCGUCAGCCUGGAGAGCAUCACCAUGAGCAGCGCCGUCAAAGUCCUGACGGGCAACAACAGGCUGAGGAUGGUCGUGAGACGAGUAGGGAAAGUUCCCGGCAUCCGCUACUCCAAGGAGAAGACGACCUGGGUGGACCUGAUACACCGGCGCAUGGUGGUGGAGGAGAGUGGACGGACGCCCUCAGAGGCCAGCUCGGGCAGCGCCCUCCGAAGGAUCGUCCAUCUUUACACCACCUCCGACGAUUACUGUCUGGGCUUCAACAUACGUGGAGGGAAGGAGUUCGGUCUCGGCAUCUAUGUUUCAAAACUGGAUCCAGGCGGCCUGGCGGAGCAGAACGGGAUUAAGAUGGGAGACCAGAUCCUGGCCGCCAAUGGCGUGAGCUUUGAGGACAUCAGCCACAGCAACGCGGUGGAGGUGCUGAAGAGCCACACGCACGUCAUGCUGACCAUCAAGGAAGCAGGACGAUACCCUGCUUAUAAAGAGAUGGUGGCAGAAUACAUGUGGCUCAAUAAGUUGGCCAAUGGGACUCAGAAAUCCUCGUCGCAGGGUUCAGAGUCCAACUCUUCAGCCUCGUCUCUGUCGUCUGGGACUCCGGUCAGCUCCCUGAGCGGCCUGUCACAGGUCAUGUUCCCUCCCAGCCUGCCGUUUGGAUCAGAUAUGGUGGACGUCUGCAUCUCCACCGAAGACCAGAGGUCGGAGUCUGAGCGGACCGAGACGGCCAUCCAGACGGACCUCCCCCCACAGAGAGGCGGUGCGGACACCACCCGCAGCCUGGGCCGCACCACCCUGCUCAAAGACACCGCCAUCCGCGGGGAGGAGGCCCGAGGGAGGAGCGAGUCCACCAAGACCGCCGUGCUGCUGGCCCUCAGCAGGCCGAGCCGGCCAAUCAGCCGGUCGCAGAGCCAAGUCACCGUGGCAGAGAUCAAGCAGAAGAAGGAGAAGAAACAAAAAGGGAAGGACCCGGAGGAGAAGAGCACCCUGCAGCGCUCGAAGACCUUCGUCAACCUGCUGUUCAGGGGGGGCCGCAGGAGAGACGCCUCUCGAGGGCGCUCCAAGUCUCCUGCCACAGACAAGGGUGGCAAAGAGGUACGACAGGCCGGAGCGACGCCAAACUCAGAGAUGCUGGGGGUGGUGGAGGACAUGGCCCGCCGGCUGCUGAGCGAGGAGGAGGUGGCUGCGGUGCUGACAGCCUGCAGGAGGUAUGUGGCAGAGCGCUCGGUGGAGAACCUGAUAGGCCACCUGCUGGUCGUGCUGGACCGACCGGAGAAGCUGCUGCUGCUGAGGGAGGUCAGGAUGCUGCUUCCUCCGUCCGACCUGGGCGUCUUCAACAGCAUGGUGACAGCCGUGGAAGUCGAAGCCUACGACAUCCUGAAGUAUCGCUCAGUGCGGACUCCUCCUCUCCGCUCCCCCAUUUCUGGCCGAGCACCCAAGCGGCGCCUCAUCACGCCCAUCCCGGAUUACAGAGGAGGUUUUGAGCUCCACAGUGCGGAGGAGGUGGAGAAGGAGAGCCAUCUGCUGGAGGAGCUGGAGAAGCUCAGCGUGAGCGGGACUCGCCGGCAGACCCCCAGGUCCUUCGCCCCCCUGCUGGACAUCCCGGUGGAUGGCUACAGUGCUGAACCCAGAGACCUCAGACCCCCCUCCACCAGCCCGGUGCCCCCCAACUGGCUGCUGGCCCACGGCGGCGACUCCCACCCUCCUCUCCGGACAGACAUCGGCACGAUCCGCUCCGUCCACUUCGACGAGGUGUCUCUGCACUCCGCUUCAGACAAGGGGGACGUGAACUCAGAGAGGGGGCGCCCCCCCUUCAGAAACGGUCACCCUAAAGCUGAAAAGGAGCGGAGCGGGGACAGAAGCAGAGACACCGUGUUCACGCUGCAGAGCGCCGCUCAGAGGAACCGGCCCCCGCUGUCCCAGGUGUUCGGGUCGGGUCCCGAUCGACAGCUGAACGGGCAUCGAGGUUCACCUGAAGACCGGCUCAAUGGGAGCGACGGCGAGUUCCAGCUCAAAACCAUCAGCAUCUCCAAAACCAAGCAGUCACUGGGGAUCAGCAUCUCUGGCGGGAUGGAGUGGAAGGCUCAGCCGGUGGUGAAGAUUGAGAAGAUCUUUCCUGGAGGGGCUGCUUCCACCUGUGAAGUGCUGAAGGCCGGAUUCGAGCUGGUGUCAGUGGACGGAGUCUCACUGCAGGGAGUCACCCAUCAUCAAGCUGUGGACAUCAUCCGAAAAGCCUUCAGCAACAAGGCCAAAGACCCCAUGGUGUUUGUGCUCAAAGUCCCCAAAGAGCUUUGAGAGG
Salarias fasciatus (jewelled blenny) is the source of this 2659-nucleotide messenger RNA. RefSeq names its product PDZ domain-containing protein 7. The record is from RefSeq and is a predicted model, not a curated record. Gene Ontology annotation, cellular component: cilium; plasma membrane; stereocilia ankle link complex. Bases 22 to 2655 code for a protein of 877 amino acids. Gene Ontology annotation, molecular function: protein binding. Gene Ontology annotation, biological process: auditory receptor cell stereocilium organization; sensory perception of sound. Lineage: Eukaryota; Metazoa; Chordata; Actinopteri; Blenniiformes; Blenniidae. The transcript is spliced from 16 exons.